This is a messenger RNA of Triticum dicoccoides, 1444 nucleotides long. RefSeq lists its product as uncharacterized. Gene Ontology annotation, molecular function: chromatin binding. The transcript is spliced from 9 exons. The coding region runs from base 65 to 1210 and encodes 381 amino acids. Gene Ontology annotation, cellular component: nuclear periphery; nuclear inner membrane; endoplasmic reticulum. Lineage: Eukaryota; Viridiplantae; Streptophyta; Magnoliopsida; Poales; Poaceae. Gene Ontology annotation, biological process: nuclear membrane organization. The record is from RefSeq and is a predicted model, not a curated record.
GGAAAAAGGCCGAAGGAGGAGAAGGAGAGGCUCACCGGGGAGAAGAGGGAGGACGGAGCGGAGCAUGGCGCGGCGGCAGGGGAGGAGCAGGCCGGAGCCGCGGUGGUCCGAGCCGCCGCCGGGCCUCUUCCCCGCCGGCAUCGACGACCUCCUCCGCCUGCUCGCCGUGCUCGCCAUCGCGGCCGCCGUCGCCGCCGCCUGCAGCGUCCUCAACCGCCGCCCCGCCCCCUUCUGCGACUCCGACGACCCCUAUUCCGCCUACGAUUCGUGCGAACCCUGCCCGGAGAACGGCCGGUGCGUCGACGGCGAGCUGCGGUGCGUAGAGGGGUUCAAGAAACGCGGCAGGGCAUGCGUGGAGGAUGGCCUGCUCACCCACACCGCCAACAAGAUCGCAGAGUUGCUCCAGCAUAGGAUCUGCGAUGAGCAUGCCCGUGUGCUGUGCGGCCAGCCCGGCAUGAUCUUGUUCCAACAACAUGACAUCUCAAGUAUGGCUGACGAUCUGUUAUCCAAGGAUGCCGCCCGCCUAAGUGACGAUGGAAUCAAAGUCGUAAAAGAGAGGGUGCUGCAGAGCGCACAUGGCUUCUUGGAGACAACGUCAACUUAUGACAAUGUCCAAGCGUUUAAAUGUCCAGAGCUGGCCGCGGAGCUUCAUAGGCCCCUGUCUUGUCAAGCUCGUCAAUGGAUCUCUAGCAAUAUCAUCUUUGUGAUCACCUUCUGUCUCCUGUCUGCAGCACUGCUCAGGAUUCUAUGGAGCAUUUACCAGAGACGGGCAUUAUCAAAGAGAGCCGAGCAAAUAUAUGAGCAGGUAUGUGAGAUCCUUGAAGAUAAUGCCAUAAGUGCAAAGGCUGGCAACUCUGAAUGCGAGCCUUGGGUGGUCACCUCCUGGUUGCGUGAUCAUCUACUAUCUACCCGAGAGAGACGGAACACUUUGUUGUGGAAGAAGGUGGAAGAAUUGCUGCUGGAAGAUUCUCGCAUCGACCAGUAUCCAAAAGUGAUCAAGGGAGAGGCCAAAGUUGUCUUAGAGUGGCAAGCUAGCGGGUCGCUGAGUGGGAAGAUUAAGAAGAUGCAAGGUGCAGCAGGGAAGACAAGGAGCGGCAGCGUUGGCGCCAUCAAACUUGCUGAAGAAAUAUGUGGCAGCAGCAUCAUCAGCAGCAGAGACAAGGAGCAUUGUUCUUCAACUAGCAAAGAAGCAACUAAUCCUUUCAUGUAAUCAACCAAUCAAUCCAAUCACGGUGAAUACAUCUUUGAUGAGUGUGUGUAGAUGACACGAUGAUCACGUAGGGAUCUUAUUUAUGUCAGCAUUAUUAGUUAGCAAUGUCGUCGAUGAAUGUUGGGUGGUUUUGCCUCUGCCCUCUGAAGAACAAAACAGAACAGAUGUUGUAGUAAGAUGAUGUAUAUGUAUGAAUGAAUGUAGUAUCAUUCAUUGGAAGAUGCUGCUGACGGA